AUGCAUUUCUGUACACGUAUCGUCGGUAAUGCUCUUCAUAAAGAUAUUGUAUUAUCACCUAGAAAAGGAAGAACACAUCAAGAUGACCAACGAUUACAUAAUAUUUUCUAUCGUAAAUCAAAACUUGAAAGUGUUAAUGAAACAUCUGCAUUACUUAGUGGAUUUGCAAUUGUAGCUAUUGUUGAAUUAUCACUUGAUGCAUAUACAAGUCGUAGUACAAGUGAUGGUCUUCUUAUAUGCUAUGUAAUUGUGUCAUGUUUGCUUGUUGGUGUUCAUUUACUUGCUUUACUUAUGUCAAUGUGUAUGUUACCUGAAAUAAAAAGUGUCAUACGUCAAAGUGAUGUUUGGCUCAAUAAUGAAAAUAGUCAACCAUUGUCAUCAUUAGAUAUAUAUAUUGAAAUAGCAUGGGUUAUUUCUACUGGUUUCGGUCUAUUUUUAUUUAUACUGGAACUUGGUCUGAUUCUAUGGAUAAAAGUGAGUGGUUAUUCAUUUACAGCAGCUAUUUCAGCAAUUGUAACGCUGUGUAUUGUUGGUUGUCCAUUUAUUUUAUUUUCAAUUGGUUUCUAUAUUCGUAUUGCAAGAACAAAAAUUCAUUUACAUCAAACAGAUUUAGAAAUUAUCGAACGAGGUGCGAUUGCUCGCGGUCUUUUUCGUCAUCAGUCCUUACCAAUGACGGCGAUGACAAAUGUUGAAGAUAUACGUUAA
Messenger RNA from Rotaria socialis, 705 nucleotides. The record is from the annotation of a GenBank genome assembly. NCBI's taxonomy places the organism in Eukaryota, Metazoa, Rotifera, Eurotatoria, Philodinida, Philodinidae.